GUUGUGUCGUACCAUGUUAAAGGACCAUCAUGUGACGUCUCGACAGUCUUUUCACCAGCUUGCGCAAAAGAGACCAUUUCUUCCGUCUGCAGUAUGGCAUAAUGCAGUAAGAGGCAUGUUUAUUCAAACUCAGGACACACCAAAUCCAAAUAGUUUGAAGUUUAUUCCAGGGAAGGAAGUGCUGGAGUCGAGGACUAUGGAGUUUUCCACACCAGCUGCAGCGUUUUGCUCACCUUUGGCAAGACAAUUAUUCAAAAUUGAAGGAGUUAAAAGUGUUUUCUUUGGACCAGACUUCAUCACGAUCACCAAGGAGAGUGAAGACCUGGAUUGGAACUUGCUGAAGCCAGAUAUUUAUGCAACUAUAAUGGAUUUCUUUGCCUCUGGCUUACCUGUAGUUACUGACGAGGCACCUAGGACAGAUACAGCUGCAUCGGAAGAAGAUGAUGAAGUUGUACUGAUGAUUAAAGAACUGCUGGAUACAAGAAUAAGGCCGACAGUGCAAGAAGAUGGUGGUGAUGUUAUUUAUAAAGGCUUUGAGGAUGGGAUUGUGCAGCUGAAGUUGCAGGGUUCGUGCACCAGCUGUCCCAGUUCCAUCAUCACCCUGAAGAAUGGGAUACAGAACAUGCUCCAGUUCUACAUCCCUGAAGUAGAAGGCGUGGAACAGGUUGUGGAUGACGAUGAUGACGUGGAGAAAGAAGCAAAUUCUACUUGAGCUAGCAUCAUCUCUGGCCAAAUAAGUAUUUACCUCUUGGUGUAUGAACUGUCUGUGCUGAGGAACAACCAAAUUUGCCUUUCUUUUCAGAAAAAUAGUUGCACUUAUAUUGGUGAAAAUGUAUCAUCAGUUUAAGCAGUUUGUCCACUAAUUUAUUAAAUGCCCUGCAUUCAAA
This is a messenger RNA of Leptosomus discolor (cuckoo roller), 887 nucleotides long. The record is from RefSeq and is a predicted model, not a curated record. NCBI's taxonomy places the organism in Eukaryota, Metazoa, Chordata, Aves, Leptosomiformes, Leptosomidae.